Andrographis paniculata is the source of this 2922-nucleotide messenger RNA. Its product is annotated as ubiquitin carboxyl-terminal hydrolase 14. The record is from RefSeq and is a predicted model, not a curated record. NCBI's taxonomy places the organism in Eukaryota, Viridiplantae, Streptophyta, Magnoliopsida, Lamiales, Acanthaceae. Gene Ontology annotation, biological process: protein deubiquitination. Bases 234 to 2633 code for a protein of 799 amino acids. The transcript has 20 exons. Gene Ontology annotation, molecular function: protein binding; zinc ion binding; cysteine-type deubiquitinase activity.
AGCUGCCGUCAUAAGGAAGGUCGAGAGCUCGCAGUGAAAACAAACACCUGCAAAACGCCAACCAACAUCCCCUCAGAGCGCUGCCAUUACUUGCCUCCUCUCUCACGUUACUGGGUGUAAGGGCAAGGAAUAAUCCCAUCGCUUGAAAACCCUCUUCUCAUUUCUCUCUGGAAGCUUCCGCUGCUUGCAGAGGUAGGGAGUCUAAGCGAGCGACUUCUACUAUCGGAAACGCCAUGGAGUCGCUGCGGUCGAAUCUGUCGCGGGUUCGGAUCCCGGAGCCGACCAAUCGCAUUUACAAGGAAGAAUGCUGUAUUUCUUUUGAUACUCCGAAAUCAGAUGGGGGGUUGUUUGUGGAUAUGAAUUCCUUUCUGGCAUUUGGAAAAGAUUAUGUACGUUGGAACUUUGAGAAGACUGGAAACCCUGUUUAUCUGCACAUAACGGAGACACAGAAACUGGCGUCUGAGGAUAGGCCAUCAAAGAAGCCAACGCGUCUAGCCAUAGGCAUCGAAGGAGGAUUUGAUAACAAUGAUCCAGUGUACGAACCAAGCUAUGAAAUAGUUGUUCUACCAGAGUAUGUCACUCUUCCCUUUCCAUCAGUGGAGUUGCCAGAAAAGGUUAGAUUAGCAGUUGAUUCUGUCAUUAUGAAUGUGGGUGCGGAAAAGAAAGAGCAAGUAGCUUCUUGGACCGCAGAAACAAAAAUCCCUAGCAAACAUGCCAUGGAUUUGAAACAGCUGGACAAUGGAGUCACUGUUCCUCCAUCUGGUUGGAAAUGUGAGAAAUGUGAUAAGACUGACAAUCUUUGGUUGAAUUUAACGGAUGGAUCUAUCCUCUGUGGUAGAAGAAAUUGGGAUGGAAGUGGGGGUAACAACCAUGCCGUUGAGCAUUAUAGUGUAUGCAAAUAUCCUUUGGCUGUGAAGCUUGGAACUAUAACGGCUGAUUUAGAGGUUGCAGAUGUUUUCUCUUAUGAAGAGGAUGCAAGCGUUUUUGAUCCACUUCUGGCACAACACCUUCAACAUUUUGGCAUUGACUUUUCAUCCUUGCAAAAAACUGAAAUGACUACUGCUGAAAGAGAGCUUGAUCAUAACACCAAUUUUGACUGGAAUCGUAUUCAAGAGAAUGGAGAGGAUGUUGAGCCACUUUUUGGACCUGGUUACACAGGACUUAAGAAUCUUGGAAACAGUUGUUAUUUGGCUGCAACUAUGCAAGUUGUGUUCUCUACACGUGGUUUCUGUUCAAGGUACUAUUUGACUCAAAGCUUGAAAGGUGCUUUUAGUACGGCUCCUGCUGAUCCAACUGUGGAUUUAAACAUGCAAUUAACAAAGUUAGCUCAUGGAUUGCUUUCCGGAAAAUAUUCCAUCCUAGCAUCCAAGAAAGAUGAUGCUGGAGACGCUACCUUAAUGGAUAAACAAGAAGGAAUUCCUCCUCGAAUGUUCAAGUCUGUAAUUGCUGCUAAACAUCCUGAAUUUUCUACAAUGAGACAACAGGAUGCUCUAGAGUUCUUCCUGCAUUUUAUUGACCAAGUUGAGAGGACUAACAAUGGUAACCCCAACAAUGAUCCCUCGAGGAGUUUCAAGUUUGGCAUUGAAGAGCGAUUACAAUGCCCCUCUGGAAAAGUUGCCUAUAACAAGCGAUGUGACUAUAUUCUUUCCCUAAAUAUUCCGCUCCACAAGGCCACAAACAAAAAAGAAUUAGAACAAUUUCAAAAACUAAAAGCUGAUAAAGAUGCAAAGGGUGAAGAACUGUUGACAGAUGAAAUUGUUCGCCCAAGGGUACAACUUACAGAUUGUUUGGGUAGCUUUUCUGCUCCAGAAGAGUUGCAUGAUUUUUACAGCACAGCUUUGAAUGCCAAGACAACUGCGACCAAAACUGCUGGUCUAACUUCAUUCCCUGAUUAUCUGGUAUUGCACAUGAGAAAAUUUGUGCUGGAGGAGGGCUGGGUUCCGAAGAAAUUAGAUGUCUACAUAGAUGUUCCAGAUACCAUAGACAUUAACUUUAUGCGCAGCAAAGGUCUUCAACCGGGGGAGGAAUUGUUACCUGAUGGUGCUCCCGAGGAAGAAGAUGUAAUGCUUCAACCUAAUGAUGAAAUUGUAAACCAACUUGUGUCUAUGGGAUUUCCAUAUCUUCACUGCCAAAAGGCUGCUAUCAAUACAUCCAAUACCGGUGUGGAAGAAGCAAUGAAUUGGCUACUUAAUCAUAUGAAUGAUCCAGACAUCGACAAUCCUGUAACAAAACCACAGAAGAGUGAUCCGUUUGUUGAUCCCUCAAAAGUUGAGACUUUGAUAUCCUUUGGUUUUGAGGAAGAAGUUGCCCGGAAGGCUCUACAGGCAUCGGGCGGUGAUAUUGAAAAAGCUACCGAAUGGAUAUUUAAUCCUCCUUCUGGCGUGUCGAAUAUGGAUGCCACACCCAGUGGCAGUGACACUUUGGCGGAUGCUGCUCUCCCUGAUGGACAAGGAAAGUAUCGCCUCCUCGGAUUAGUGAGUCACAUUGGGACAUCUACACACUGCGGGCAUUACGUCGCCCACAUUUACAAAGAUGGCAGGUGGGUGAUGUUCAACGACGAAAAAGUCGCAGUCUCUAAAAAUCCUCCAAUCGACAUGGGAUACCUGUACUUCUUUGAGAGAAUUGAUGGUUGAAUAUUUCCGCCAACAUUCUACAAGCAAUUAGCCUUGAGGUCUGCGCAAGUAUGUGAAACUCCCUCCCUCUCGGUCAUAACGAUCUACUGAAGUAUAACUGCGCUCUUUCGGUGCUUUAGUUUUUUUCAUUGAAUUAAAGCCUAUAUAUGCCUGUCAUUGAGAUACAUCGCAUUCUGCAUCUAAAUUUAAGAACUGCCGUAGUUUAGUCAUCUAGAGGUGUUAAUUGAAAAUUGUUUCGAAGGCUUGGCUCGAAUUGGGUUGAUGAAGCUUGAGUUUCUUUUUUUGAUCA